GCAGAAACACACACACACACACACACGGUACCGAGGAGUGCUCGCGCGCCCUGAGACAGGAUGCUCGUACCGGAGUCACGGCACGCGCUGAGCUAACGGAUCUUGAAACACACGAGGAUAUAAAGCCCGCAAAACCCGCGCAGCAUCCGCGAGCUCGCGCUUUGCCGUCGCCGGCUGGCUGGCAAUGUCGCGCGCGCUUUUGUCCUUGACUUCGAGCGCUCGCGAGCUCACCACCGUCCCGCUAAUCCGGUGAUCCGGCGCGCACGGUUCUGAAGAUUCUGCAACGCGCGUGCACGUGGAGCACCGAAAAACAACGCGAGCUUUUCCAUCACGCUGUAGCGGAGACGAGCACGCGCUGAACGGCCCUCGCUCGCUCCCUUCCCCCUCCCCGACUUCCCUUUAAACCGAGCACACAGUCGGCUGAGUAACGGUACCGAGAUGCCGUACCGCGUGACACGGAGGAGGCGAUGAGAGAGCGCGCGCGGCCCGCGGAAACCGCACUGAAACCGCCGUGAAGAUGCCGCGGAACCUGCGGAGGCUCAUGCACCUGGUGCUCUUCUGCCCGCUCUCCAAGGGCCUGCAGUCCCGUCUGCCUGCAGUGAAGGUGAAGUACCUGGUGGUGGUGUGGUUGGGCGUGUUGGUGGCCAGCUGGGUCAUCUACGUGCAGUACUCCUCCUACUCCGAGCUCUGCAGAGGCCAUGUCUGCACCAUGCUCAUCUGUGAGCACUACCGGAGGGGGAUCAUCUCUGGCUCCGUCUGUAAAUCUCUGUGCGAGGAGAAAACUCUCACUCUGCAGCGCUGCCUCUCAACGUCACCUGCGCACCAGGUGUACAGCGCUGUGUGGAAGGAGAAAGCUGUAAUAGUGAAGUGCGGGAUCGAGGACGCUCUGAGAGGAGACGGUGGUCCCAACUCUCUCCCGAAGCGCGACGCCAGCCUGUACGACAAACCCACCCGCGGCACCUCCAUGGACGAGUUCAGAGAGAUGCUGCACUCUUUCCUCAAGGACAGUCUGGGAGAGCAGCCAUCUCUGGGCUCGCUGGUGUCCCGAGUGGUCUCUCUGGCUGAUGUCAACUCAGACAGUAAAGUCUCCCUGGCUGAGGCCAAGUCCGUCUGGGCCCUGUUGCAGAUUGAUGAGUUUGUGCCGAUGCUGGCGCUGCAGGAUAAAGAGCACGCCCCCCGGCUGCUAGGCUUCUGCGGCCAUCUGUAUGCCACGGAGCAUGUGGCCAACAGUGCCCUCUUUAGGCUAGAUGUCCCGCCCUGGCUGCAGCCUCUAGUCCCCGAGGCUCUAAGCGGCGCCCUGAACCGCUGGCUGGCUCCAGCCUGGCCCCGGCGGGCUAGGAUCACCAUUGGCCUGCUGGAGUUUGUGGAGGAAGUCUUCCACGGUGCCUACGGGAGUUUCUACAUGUGCGAUGCGAGCCCCAGCCGUGUCGGCUACAACGCUAAUUACGAUUGCAAGAUAGCUGACCUUGGCAGUGUGGCAUCCGAGGCUGCGGUUCGAGCAUUCCUUCGUGGCCGAACCUGCCAGACAAAUGCUGACUGCACGUUCGGGCGCGACUGCACAGCGACCUGCGACCGGCUUGCCAAGCAGUGCAACACGGAGGUGGUACAGCCCAAUCUGGCCAAGGUGUGCGCCCUCCUGAGGGACUUCUUGCUGUUCGGGGCACCGGCUGACCUGCUGGAUGACUUGGACAGGCAGCUGCGCACCUGUGUGACCCUCAGUGGCCUGGCCUCGCAGAUGGAGGUGCACCACUCACUCGUGCUCAACAACCUCAAGACACUGCUGUGGAAGAAGAUCUCUGACACCAAGUACUCUUGAGAGGGAGAGCGAUGGAUAGAGGGAGGGAGAGUAUGGCAGGCCGAAGGGCUCAGGAAGUUCUCUGAUAGGAAUGCAUGGGACAUACAGAGUGGCCUGUGAUGGCGUCUUUCACCAAGUAGUCCUGAUAAAAAGAGAAAGGGUAUGGCAGGCUGAGAGGCUCAGGGAUUCACUAAUAGGAAUACAAAACAAUUGCUGUGAGGGGCAGGCAGAACUAAAAGGGGGAUUUUGUUGUAUCGUUGCUGUCGUAAGAAAAUCUAAUAUCUCUGUAACCCUACAGAACCUGCAGUAACCCUACAGGACUGCAAACUUUAUUGCGACUCCAAAAGUCCAACCUGGCCAGUGUGGUAGUUUUAGAAAUCUUGUUUUUUAAAUUUUCAGUUGGUCCAUUCAUAACAAUGUAAAGGGCAGCUUUCAAAAGUGAACACAAAAAAGUGGAGAUUUUCUCAAGGCAGCAAUGGCAAGGUGGCCUGUGAGGGUCAUGCAGAAUUGAAAGGCGGUUGGUUGCUUUGUUAUUUGAACCCCAAGCAGGAAGAUACAGAAAAGCCCACUCUUUCUGUACUCUUCUUUUAGCCUGGAGGCGAGGACGAACAUGGCAGUCCACUCAUUACUCACCCCUGCAAUGACGCAGUGCACUUUAGAAAAGCUCCUUCACAGACUGGACUCUCUGACACUAUAGGUCACGUCAAAAGCAAGUUCCUACACUCACCCAGAAACACAAAGGACAGCAUCCCACGAGAGACCAACCCACGUUAAUGACCUUCUCUGAAACUACUUUGAAACAGUUGUAGGAGGUCCUGGGUGAAAAACGUCAGUCCAGGAUUGCCCAAAACUUUCCAGAUGCUUUUCUAUUAUCAGAUACACUUGAGCCAGAUAAUCCAAGGCUGGACUUGUCUGCAGCAGGUUGGUGUUUUGAGGGCUGGAAUAAAACAGAAAACAUUGGUUGGGGUUCCUCAAGGGUCCAUAUUAGGGCACUUGUUUUUUUGUUUGAAUCUAACCUAAAGAGGCAAAUGCUGGACUUAUGUGUGUGAACGUAUGAGAAGUUAUUAGCGGGAAAUCAUGAUCUGUAGUUUUUCCACAGUUUUUGCUUUGAGGUUUUGUGUUCAAAGGGGAAUUCCACCAAUUUUCCAAAAUUUCUGCAUAAAUAAACCUUUGCCAUGUACUUCAAAGUAGUUUGGUGUGAAAAGGUUUCAUUGUAGAGAUUUCUUUACAGUGGUGGUGAUAGAAACCAGGGGUGGCCAUGUCCAUAACUAUAAAAAAUUGACAUUUUAUUCACAGUAAACCUGCACGUGUCUUCUGAAUUUUUAUGUGUAAUGUUGAUGAUGGUAAAAUAAAUAUGAAAAAAUGAAGUUUUCUUUGCUCUAAGAUCUGGUGAAUCUCUUCACCAUGAGUGAAUUAAAAAAUUUAUUGUUUUAGGCCAAAAUUUGUUUUAGGCUCAAAACCAUUUCAUAUAAUAAAUUUAUGUAAGGGAGCUUUUAGAGGUGGACGUCUGGUUCCUGUCACCACCACUGUGAACAAUUCUGACUCUCUGCAAAAGAGCAUUUCACACCAAACCACUCUAAAUGACAUCUUCCUUAAAUUAUGCAGAAAUUUUGAAAAAUCAGUGCAAUUCCGUUUCAUUUUAACAGCAUUAAAGUGUCUAAAAAUGAAUGUGUAAGAUGAGUGUAAAGUUACUGCUGUGAUAAUUGAGACGGCGCUCUUUUCUCCAUCUUCUAUUCCUAAUUGUUUAUUUUAACAUGCCGUCCUUUCUCAGAGCUUCUGUGAGAGUGAGUAGUUUACCCAUGUAAACACUACGUGUUCACCCCGAGUGAAGAAAUAUGACGUCAUAGCAACCAAUCAGGGAAGUCCGUAUUAGCUGGUGUGAGAGAAUGGCGACUGUAUGUGUGUUUUUAUUUAAAUUUUGUGUUGAGAACACCUGAUAAUAUGUGAGUGACCGUACCAUGGAGUUCCAUACACCACACAUUCUCAGAUCUCCCCAUGUCGCAUGGCCUCUGUAAAGGUUCUUUUACCUCGAGGAACAUUCUAAUUAACCUCUGACGUGGAGCACAGCAUUCCCCUGAAGAACUGUGUUUCAGUUCAGAGACCUGUACAAGGUGCUUAAAGGAAUAGUUCUGUGAAAAGUCUAAUCUCCAUCAUGUCCCCCUCACCCAAAUGUAGCUGAUCAGCCAAGACAUGUUUACUUCAGGACUUCGUUUAAAAUGUCCUCGCCCACUUUGACUCACCGCUCGGAUGGUACACAAAUGGUCACUCGCUGGAGGAGGAGCUAGGCUAGCAUCAAUGUGCUAAUCGGCUAGCCAUGCAAAACCUAUUUUUUUUAGAAGUUUGAGCAUAACACAUAAAAUUUGUGAAUAAUUGCUUUGACUAUAAAUCUGGAGACUUUCUUUUUGUUGUUUUUAGCCAUGUAGCCUUAAUCAUGCUAACAACAACCUAGCCAGCAAAGUGAUGAAGUUUUAUCAAUAGCUUUGCAACCUAAAUCCCAGCAAACUGAAUGUUGUGGUUCCGAAAUGUGAAGCAUUUUAAAGUAGUUCACUGUAUACAAACAGCUUUAUCUGACACUGUUUUCAGGUUUGAAAGGGGACGUCCAUCAGAUUUCAAUGAUUUCUGGGUAAGUUCUGGUGCUGAAGUCAACACAUCUAUUCACUCGGCCCCUCACCCCCUCAGAGCUCAUCUAAGAAACUUCACCUGAGCUAAUAAAGUAACAGAACGGUGUCGGAGAGAUUCCCCCAAGGCUAAGUGGAUCAGGGCUUAAAACCUGUGUUGAAACAGGUGGCUAGUUUUGUGGGGCCAGACAUGAUCUCAUAAUGAAGAAUACACAUCGGUUGACCACUUGAAAUUUUGGUACUCAAUUGCGGCUAAAUCCGCUGCUAACAAAUGUUGCCCCCUCAGAAAAGUUGCCAAUAACAAGCAAAACAAGCUAGCUAGCAAAUGAAACGAUGAAACAAUUUUUCUGUGUACUAUUUGCUGUCUGUUUUGAGCUCCGGUAACUUAUGCUACAUACGUGUGCUAACGAUAGGCUUGUUGUCUGCCAAUGUUGAUGAGCGCACUUGCGCCCCCUACUAUGAUCUCCACCUAUCACUUAAUAAGUCUAUGUUCCCCCACAUUUAGCCCAAAAUUUCUCGUGGUUGUUCCCGCAAGACUACAGUAAGGCCCAGUCACUUUAAGACUAACGUGCUAAAGCACAUCACAGUGAGCAUAUUCACAGACUUCCACAGCGAAUUUUCACAUUCUACUUCAGUGAAUAGUGAAUUCUGACACACCUUGACCUGCUUUGCCUGCUCUGAUCUCUGUAAUGGCAGAGCUUCAUUAGCAUCUCUGGAGAUCCAAAAUGGAGAAAAUGCAAAUGUUAGCAGAGGCUGAGCAUGAAUAUUUCUUCUUCUCUGGCUGUAAACAAACACAGCAGAGAGGCAGCUGUACAUACAAUCAGUUUGGAGGCUGUGUUAGAUGGCAUAACUAUAUAUUCUUUUGUGUUUAUUUUACGGUAGCCAGCUUGCUAGCUGCUAGGUUAGCUGCUUGACUAGGUACUGCUGCCAGUCAUGCUAGUUAUCUACACUUUUUUGCCACUCUGUAAAGCAGUCUGCUCUCAUGACUGUAUAAUUAUAAGGUAAAAUCAUGUUCACUGUUUAGUGUUUUUGGUUGGCAGGUUAGCUAUCUUGCUAACUGCACCGAAAUUGAGGGUCUCUUUCGGCCAGCAAUUUCUACUUUAGUUUUGCCCUGGAGCUACGAAGCUAAUGCAGUUAACGAGUAAUGGAAGUCUAUAUAGCAUCAUUUAGCGUAAUACGCUCGCCUCAAACCAUGUUGGGUUGUUAAGUAAUAUCAAAUAAAUUUGCAUAUUAGGUUUCAUGACUUGACACAAUUUUCUCUAUAAGAUUGGAUUAAAGGGUGUCGACUAUUAGCCUCGUAGCUCCAGUGCAAAACUAAGGAAGCAAACAUAAGACAUUAAACAUGUCUUGGCUGAUGAACACACCGGGAGUAAAAGGGAAAAUUGUGUAUAUUUAUCAUCUAGCUCUUCCUUUAAUAACACGUUCUAAUGCCUUGUUCAUACUAAGGUACCUAAUGUGAGCUCUUGUUAUCUGAAUACGUUCAGCUCCCCAUUCUUGGGGACUGCGGCUUUACCUUGGAGGGUACCACACUGCUGAAAAGCAUGCUUUUGUGUUCCUUUUGUUUCACCAUAGAGAGCAGCACUAUUCAUCGUUGUACCCCAAAUGAGCCACAUUGACCUCCAUGUCCCCCACUCAUCCUCUAUCAGGAGCCUCCAUCGCUCUGUUAGGAAUAAACUAUCUGAACUGGA
Molecule: messenger RNA, 6101 nt
Organism: Colossoma macropomum (tambaqui)
Lineage: Eukaryota; Metazoa; Chordata; Actinopteri; Characiformes; Serrasalmidae
Gene: dipk1b
Product: divergent protein kinase domain 1B
Exons: 5
Coding region: 518-1816 (432 amino acids)
Source: RefSeq, a predicted model, not a curated record